Messenger RNA from Miscanthus lutarioriparius, 3084 nucleotides. The record is from the annotation of a GenBank genome assembly. Lineage: Eukaryota; Viridiplantae; Streptophyta; Magnoliopsida; Poales; Poaceae.
AUGGCAGCGGCGGAGGACGCGGAGGGCGACCGCGUGAUCGAGAUCGUGUCAGCGGGGGCGCUCUACCACCGCGGCGGCGACUGGGAGCGCAAAUACUGGAGCUGCUCGAGGGGCAAGGACCGGUACCCUUACCCGGUGGGUUACCAUGCUGUCCGCCAUUUCACCGGAAUAUCCUAUGCCAUGGAAAUCCAACAGGGGCCCAAGGGUCCAAUAUUCCUGGUUACAUCCACCGAAGGAGACUCAGCGACAGGGCAGACCCCUGAUAUCGCUUGGAAGAACUUCCAGAAAAAGACUGGGGCUAAAGUGAAGAACUGGCAGAGGACAAAGAGCUUCCCUCAAAAGAUUGAUGGUGCUGAGCUUUUUGGGUUCAAAAAUGCAUCUAUUCAGAGAUUGCUUCGUGAGCUUAUAGUAGAUUCAACUGGAGCAGUUGAACUUAACCUGCCUUGUGAAGUCGCUUCGGAGGCUGGUGCACAUUUAGUUCAUAAUAAAGAUGCAUCUGAUGUUUCUGAGGCUGAAGAUCUAUCCGUUUGCUUAGGCAUGGAAAGUGGAACUCCUAAAAGAAGUAUAGAGCCCAGCCAGGUGGAAAAUACCUUGAUAGUCCACUGCCCGGACAUGUUAACUUCAGUUGAUAAGUGCAAUGUAUCCACACAUAAAAAUACAAACGAAGGAGAUACUGUAGGUAGAGCACUUUUGCAAGAUGUCUCUGAUUCAAGAUGUGCCCUUCCAUUGCUGGAAGAAGUCCCUAACAAUGCACAAUCCACUUCUCUUGAUGAUAAUUUGGGAGAGCCUUCCCUAGUUUCAUCUCAACAAGUUGGUUUAUCUUCUGGUUCUUAUUCGAGCCCUGAAAAGUCUAAUAUAGAAUUAGCUGAGAAGGAAGUAGCAAAGUCUAUGAUGUCUAUUUUGCUUCCCCAAGCUAUUCCCCUUCUCAUGAAAACUUACAAAGGGAAGAAAUCCAAGCAUAAAAAUAAAGAAACCUCUACUGUUUCGGCGAAAACAGUUUCAGCUUACAAUCCAUCUGAUAGUUGCUGCCAAGGUGUAACUGUACCAACAAUUAUGGGUGAAGGUACAAAUGAAAAUAGUUCUGGAAUGUGUGACCAUGCGGGAUCUCAUCAUGACAUGGUUAAAAAUGGCUUUGCCAAUGAUGACUGCAGAAAUGAUGACUCAGUGGUUAAAUUAGAUGAGAUGAGUGGUUAUGUUGUUGCAGAUAGUUUUGAGGAUGAUGCACAAAUUUUGGGUGACAAUACGAAGAAAUCAAUAGGUAAUCAUCAUCAUUAUCCUGAGGAUGUGUGCUCUAGGGGACCUAAUGAGAAGUUGAAGUUGCUAAAUGGCAAAAGUGAAGUUUUUGAGUAUCAGGCGAGUGUACAUAAUGGCAAAAAUGCACCUGAUGUGGUAUAUAAUCAUGAAAAUGGACAAUAUAUUUUGUCUGAUUCGCUUGUUGCUUGUCUAGAGGAUGAGUUCGGUGGGGAAGAUAGUUCCAACCCUGCAAACUACAACCAGUUUAUUGGCGAUGUUAAACAAUCUGAGCAGCAAUUUAAGGAGCUUACAAAUGUUAUAAAAAAUGACUCAUCAGUUUCGGUGGAUGUUUCAUACCACAAGAACACUGGUAAUGGAUCAAUUGAUGUUUGUGCACAAGCUUUUGUUAGACAUGGUUCAGCAGUUUCGAGGAAUGAGGAGUGUUUAGCAAAUAUCUUGCCUGCUCCAGUUCAUUCUAAUGCACAUAAUGAUGUUGUAAAGUGGGGUAAGCGUUAUGUGAGUUCAACUUUGAUUUUGCCACCUGCGAGUGAGGCAAAAUCAUCUUUGUUGGUCAUGCGAGAUGAACAACAUCAUACUGAAGUGCCAGCAAUUGAUCAGAAGGAAAAUAGGUUCCAUAGUGUAAGCUAUAAAUGUACAAAAUCUGAUGACAAUACUAGUUUUCAUUCUGAGAAUGUUGAGUUUGUUGACAAACAUGUUGCUUUUGAGUCAUCAGACAAAGGCAUGCAUUCUAGUGAUGGGUCACAAAGAGUAAGCACCACUAAAGGUUGGCCUGUUGGUGACAGAGUUAAAGCAGAUAAAGGAAAUUCGCUUGGCAAAGUGGAAGAAUGUCAAAUUGGAUGUAAAAAUGGUAAUAAGAACACGAUGCUAUCUGUAUGUGGGGAAGGCAAUGUUUGUGAACACAUACCUCCAAAGGGUGAAAAUGAUGUUUUUCAUCACCAACCAGAUAAUGCCCUUUCUAUGACCAAUUGUACACAUGGUUUAGUAUCUGCAUACACAAGAACACAAGCAAGAAGGUCAGAUCAUCACCUAGAGCUGGUGGGAUGCUACCUGCACCCAUUGCCUGUCUUGUCUGUCAUGUUAAAUGCUAAAAAUCAUAACAGCGUCUAUAUUUAUGUAUUGUGUGGCCUUUUGGAGAGCUGCCAAAGAUUCCUUUAUGUUUACACUAUCACUCCUAAAGACCAGAAAGAUGCGCCACCAUGUUUUGUUGGUUACACUCCCCUUGUACUACCCACCUUGGACCAUUCUUCAACAGGAAAUUUUCCGUUUGGAAGAUCUGGUUUGCAUUUUACACCUGAUGGCCAGUUUCUGGUCCUCCUGAGCAGCAUCAGAAUACCUUCUUGCAGGAUACAAAACAUUGAUUGCUUGUGCUCGGUGUGCAACUUGGGCCGAUGCGAAGAUAAUUCUUUAAAAAUUGUAUCCGUUAACUUGGGUUAUGUUUCACUUGUAACCAAUUUGAUGCCUUAUGGGACAGUGUCGUGCAUUCUGAUAUUCGAACCAAAUUACAUUGUAGCUACUGAAGAUAGCAGAAACUUGCAUAUCUGGGAAAUGGUCGAUGGGUGGAGUGAGAUAUCUGAGCAGUAUGUGAUUCCUAGUUUGGGUAACAUGGGUCCUGUACUGGAGCUUCGAAGGAUGCCAAAAAGCACAUCUCUCAUUAUUGGCCAUGAUGGCGAAGUGCCAAAGGGAAUUAUUGCAGUCACUGUUGAUGUGGUAGUUAUCUUUGUUAGGGAUUUGGUGGUGGCGCCGGAAGCUGCUCCUCUGCUUGCUGUGACUGGGCACUGGGCGAGGUCGCGAACGCGAGGGCCUGAGGACGAGCCGCAAGCGCUGGCCUGA